UGAUUCGAAAAAUUCGCCAGGAAAAAGAAAUUGGGUUCGUCUGGAAUCGUUUCUCAAUCGGACCGACCCCGACCAACUCGCCGUCCCGAACCGACUCAACUCAUCGGGAAGACGAAGCAGAAGAACCCCACGUCGUUCUCACCCCUCCGUCUCAUCUGUGGCGACGGCAGAAGUAGAGGCGUGGAGCGCGGCGCGACUGACUGACCGACCAGGCGACAUGUUCUCCAUUGCGGCCAUCAACGAAAGCGACUCCGGCGGCAAGUGGGAGCCCCUUGCCCCCACCAAAGAAGCUCAGGAAUUUCAUCUUUCCCAGACGUAUCAUGAAGGCCUCCUGAAAUUGCAAGAUAAAGAUUAUAUAAAAGCUCGUGAGCUUUUGGAAUCAGUUUUAAAAGAUCCUAUUAUAUCAAGUGCUCAGGUUGGUAAUGUUCCUAGUGACCGGCAUCUAUUACAGCUAAGAUUCUUGUCACUGAAGAAUCUUGCAACUGUCUUCCUUCAACUAGGCCCUAUGCAUUAUGAGAAUGCACUUCACUGCUAUCUCCAAGCUACUGAACUUGAUGAGACUGACUCAGUUGUUUGGAAUCACCUGGGAACGUUAUCUUGCAAAAUGGGGUUGUUGAGCACUUCAAGAUGGGCCUUUGAGCAAGGACUAUUAUGCAGCCCUAAUAAUUGGAACUGCAUGGAGAAAUUACUUGAGGUACUGAUAGCCAUUGGGGAUGAGGUUGCAUGCCUUUCUGUAGCAAAUCUAAUACUUGGACAUUGGCCAUCACAUUCUCGCGCUUUGCAUGCCAAGGAGACUAUUGAGGAUUCAGAGCCAGUCAACGGUAAGCCGUUUGCAGCUCGUGGUAUUGAUAAGUUAGAACCCAAACAUGUUAGACUUGAAUUUCCUGAGAAAAGAAAAUUGGAAGACAAUGAAAUUAGCAAUAUUAAUAAAUGCAAAAAACGCAAGCUAGCCAUAGAACUGCAGUUGACUGGAGCAACAUGGUCAGCCCUUAUAGAUGCAAUCCUAGGCAUCUUUCAUCAGUCAGCUACUGAAGAUUCUGUGCCGGGGUUUAUGGAUGAUCAUGACUGCAGAAGAAAUGAAAAUUUUUCUAGUAAGCCUGGAAAAGGAUUAUCUGGUGAUGGAACCUCUAAUUGUAGGAGCUUUGGAAUCCAAACCAUUGAGAGCAUGGGUAGGUUUGCUGAUGUGAAGAUAGAUAUUCACUUGAAUGAAUUUCCUGAGAUUACUAUUGAUCCUGCUAAAGGGAAAGAUCAAGGCUUGUCUCCUGUUGGUGGAUCUGCAUCACUGGGUCUCCAUGUCCUGGAGAAAACAGCAAUAGUCAAAGAAAAAGAUAGUAGUACAGAUAGAGAGCAUCCCCAGGAAAGGCGAAGCACAAGAAUUGAAAGGCUUAGAAGUCGGAAAUCAGGUAAAGAAGAAUCAGAAGCCAGUGGAAAAAAUCAAGCAAAUAUUGUCUUUCAGAUUUUGGAGCCCUUUGUCUUACGAAGGUCAAGAAUUGAAGAUCAACCUUGUACAUUCACUUCUGAUGGCACUUCCCCAGACUAUGCCACUUAUAACUCUGAAGUUGAACAUAAGGAUGUUGUGCAAUUUGUAUAUAAAAUUUCCAAAAACUCUGGCGCUCAUCAUGUUGUUCAUUUGUUGUUGGAAGAGGUUGCCUACAAGCAUAUUCCUUUUCAGGAUAGUUUUGUCAAGUUGCUGGAAUUAGAAAAGUUGACUAGAAAUUGGGGUCAGGAUCGGUCUCCAUUAUGCAGCUUAUUUCUUGCUGAGAUAUACUAUGACCUGGGAUCGUGGGUUGCUAACAGAUCAAAUCAGUUGGAGUAUCUUUCUGAGGCUUCUUAUCAUCUUUGCAAAGUUAUUGAGUUGGUAGUUUUUGAUGGUACAAAUGACUUAAUUGGUACAGACAAUCAUUUCAGCAAUACCCUAACUAUGAUGGAGAUGAAUGAUAUUAAAGGAGGAUCAUUGCUUGCAGAUGAAAAGGUUGAGAAACAAAGUAUGUUUUUGUCAAACACUUCUGGAAGUAGUGUAGGAGAAGCAAACUUAGGUGAUUCUCUCUUGCAAGGAAAAAAUGAGCAUGACUCUACUAUAACAGAUGAUACUGCUUUUUGGGUACGUUUCUUCUGGCUAAGUGGUAGACUCUCCCUUUUUGAAGAUUCCAAGGCAAAAGCCUUCAAUGAAUUCUGUAUCUGUUUGACACUUUUGCGGAAUAAUAAGAAAUUGGAAGAGGCUUCUGAUUUUGUCUUUCUUCCUCAUUGCAAGCUCAUGAGAUUAAUAACUGUUGAUAGAAUCCUCCAUCAAAUUAACUUGCUGAAAUUGGACUCAUUACUAGGGAAAUCUUCUGAUGAAAUGAUGGAUAAAGGAAUGUUCAUGGAAUGCAUGAAUAUGCUCUCCCCUCUUCUGCUUUCUACUAGAGAGGUGUAUCUGGAUAUUAUGUUUGGUCCCCUGAAAGAAAAAGAUAGAAAUAUGCCUAUGGAGUUAUCUGCACUAAAUCUUCUUAUUUCAGCAUGUGAAAAGACAGAACAGAUGGAUCUUCAGGUAUAUCUAAAUUGUCACAGAAGAAAACUUCAAAUGUUGACUGUUGCAGCUGGUAUGGAAUCUCUUAUAUUAUCAAGGGGAAAAAACCUACUGCUCAAAUCUUGCGGUGCUUAUGAAGUUGACUUGGCAGAUCCACUGAACAAAACCUGGAAAGUUCUGGUUUCUGAAGAAGUAAAAGAUAUCUCUCGAACUGUAACUUGUGUGAAGAAUUUUAUUGAUCAAGGUGGCUAUAAUGAUGAUUUCAGUUCCUUGGUUUGUGUGAUAUCAGAUAUUCAAUUGCUGCUCCUGACAGUUAUGUGCAGUGCAAUAAGAACAAUUGUCAGCCAAAAGUUUUCGAGUUCAGUAACUUCAGGUCAAACUGAUCAACUGGAGAGCUGGUGCCUUGUAGAUGCAGCCACUGCGUUUUGCAAACUCCAACACCUUGACUCUUUUGUUUCUAUCAAAACCCAAGUUGACCUAAUUGUGGCUGUUCAUGAUUUGCUUGCGGACUAUGGACUUUGUUCUUCUGGUAGGGACAGUGAAGGGGAGGAAGGCAAAUUUCUUAAGUUUGCAAUCAAGCAUCUUUUAGCUCUAGAUGUAAAAUUUAAACAAUUGACUGGUGCAAAUGGACAAGAGGAACCUGCCUCUCCACGUAAGCACCCUCAAGAAAUUGUCUCUGUUUGCAAUGUCACUUAUGAUGAAGGUGAAAAGGGUGAUGAUGCAUUGCAUACUGGAAAGAGGGCUGAGUUAGACUCUACAGUCCAAGAAAGUCAUAACACUAUAGUUGGCGAUACUACUAGUUCUCUUCCUGAGGAAGAAAUAGAGGAAAUAGAGUUGACUCUAGAUACUGCCUUAGAUCAGAGCUUUUUUUGCUUAUAUGGACUCAAGUUAAACCUGGAUUCUUCAAAUGAAGAUGAACUAGCCAUUCAUAAAAACACUAAUCGCGGAGAAUACCAAACUAAAGAGCAGUGUGCUGAUGUAUUUCAUUAUCUCUUACCUUAUGCGAAGGCUCUAUCAAGAGCUGGUUUGGUUAAACUUAGAAGGGUGCUUCGGGCUAUCCGUAAACACUUCCCCCAGCCACCUGAUGACAUGCUAUGUGAGAAUACAAUCGACAAAUUCCUAGAUGGUGUGGAUUUAUGGGAAGAUAAGCUUCAAGAGGUUUCUGGACUUGGUGAAGGUCGUGAAUUGAUAACUAAUAUUAUAUCUAAUGCAAGAGACCUUGAGACUACAAAAAGAUCAUCCAUUGUGAGCUCUGAGCAAUACCUAGAGGUUUAUGGCAACUUGUAUUAUUUUAUAGCCCAGGCUGAAGAGAUAAGUGCUAUUGACAAAUAUGCUGGUUUUGUACUUAAAAAAGAAGGAGAGGAAUUUGUGGAACAAAGUGCAAACCUCUUUAAGUAUGACCUACUAUACAAUCCCCUGCGAUUUGAGAGCUGGCAGAAGCUUGCAAAUAUUUAUGAUGAGGAGGUGGACUUGUUACUGAAUGACGGCAGCAAACAUAUAAGUGUAUUAGAUUGGAAGAAGAAUACUGCUCUGCAUCAAAGAGUUGAGGCUGGUCGAAGGAGGAGUAGACGUUGCUUGCUAAUGAGUUUAGCUUUAGCUAGUACUCCAUCUCAGCAGAGUCAAAUCCAUGAAUUAUUGGCUCUUGUCUACUAUGAUAGCCUUCAGAGUGUUGUCCCAUUUUAUGACCAGAGAUCUAUUGCACCAACAAAGGAAUCUUCUUGGAUGGAAUUUUGCAAAAAUUCAAUGAAACAUUUUGAGAAGGCUUUUGUGCUCAAAUCUGAAUGGCUCCAUGCUUUUUACCUUGGAAAACUGUGUCAAAAGAUGGGGCAAUCACCUGUUAAAGCACUGUCUUACUUUAACAAAGCGGCUCUACUAAAUCCUUCCGGUGUUGAUCCUGUGUACAGAAUGCAUGCAUCAAGAAUGAAGCUGCUAUAUAUUCAUGGAUAUGAAAAAAUAGAUAUUCUUCAGGCUGUUGCUGCGCAUGUCUUUCAUCAAUCAACUAGGGAGACAAUCUUAGACAUGUUUCAAAUGUCAAAUGAAGAUCUUAUGCAGUUUACUGCAGAUACCACUGAUGUCCCUGUUCAAGAUGAUCUGCAGAAAAGAAAGAACAUCGAUCCAAAGAUAUUAGAAAAUGCCUGGCAUUUACUUUAUGAUGAUUGUCUCGCUGCUCUUAGAAUCUGUGUGGAAGGGGAGCUGAAACAUUUCCACAAGGCAAGGUACAUACUUGCUAAAGGGUUAUAUAGAAGGGGGGAGUCUGGAGACGUGGAGAGGGCAAAGGAAGAGCUCUCCUUUUGUUUCAAAUCAUCUCGAUCUUCAUUUACUGUGAACAUGUGGGAGAUUGAUGGCAUGGCAAGAAAGGGAAGGAGGAAGAAUCCCGGCCUUGCUGGGAAUAAAAAAUGUCUCGAGCUCAGCUUAUCUGAAAGUUCUAGGAAGUUCAUUACUUGUGUCCGUAAAUACCUGUUAUUCUAUUUGAAUCUUUUGGAGAAAACUGGGGAGUUGUCGACUUUGGAGAGGGCUUAUUCGUAUAUCAAAACAGAUAAGAGGUUUGCUUUAUGCUUGGGAGAUAUCAUACCGGUUGCUCUUGGAAAGUACAUCCAGGUUCUGAUUUCAUCAAUACGGAAUACUGAGAAUUAUAGUGGAAAAAAUAAUCCCUCUUCGAUGGAACAAAUGUUAGAAAAAUUGUUCAACAUCUUCAUGGAUCAUGCGAAUAUGUGGACAGAUAUAAUCACCUUACCCGAGUUAAAGAUGGCAGACCUAUCUGAAAGCAAUCUCUACAGUUACAUUCACCAGUACAUCCACUUGCUGGAAACUGACAUUCGUUUGGAUGCGCUCGAAGCCAUUAAUGAAAGGAUCAGGAAGCGAUUUAAAAAUCCUAAGUUAACAAACAAUAAUUUGGCCAAAAUUUGCAAGCAUGCAUCUUUAGCAUGGUGUCGUUCUAUCGCCAUUAAGUUGGCAUUAAUUACUCCUCUAACUGAUACCAGAGAGCUCAACCAUAAGCCAGGCAGUUCAGAAAAUAGCCUACUACUUUUUGUUGACUUACAGCCUGACGAACUAAUGGUUUCACAAUCAGAAGGCACUUUUCAAUCCAAGGGGCUCGAUAUGAACUGGUUUGAAGCUUUAUGCAAAAUCAAGAACGUGCAGGUUAGACAAGCAUUAGAAGAAAAUAUGGAGGCUGCCGUUGCUUUGAUGAAAUGUACCUACAAUUUCUAUCGAGAUAGUUCUUGCGGGACACUUCCAAUGGGCAUCAAUGUGUACACAACAUGUUUUUCCCAGCCAUCUGUAGAAGGGUUACAGCAGCAAGGAAAGGAGAUGGUUAAUAUCCUUGAUUUAAGUAUCCCAAGGAAGCUGCUUUUAUGGGCAUACACUUUGGUGCACGGGCGAUAUUCCAAUAUCUCAACCGUCGUAAAGUAUUUCGAAGAUGCCAGGGCAAGGAUGAAGAGGGGCACUGUGCUGGCUACAACAUCACCAGCAAACGUACCCACAGCUGCUGCUGCUGCUGUUGCUGCAACUGUAACUCAUGCAGCAUCAGGAGCUUGUAGAGAGAAGCCCGAAGGCAAUGAACAUGCUGAAACAGAGGACACUCCUUUAUGUUCCACGGCUCUGCACUCCGAGGAAACUGUGCGUGUUCUUGUUCCCGCUCUCAGUGAAGCUCAGAAAUCUGCCGCAGGAUCUUCACAACUUCAACGUUGCAGCACCACAAAAUCAGAUGAAAACACCGAUGGGUGGAGCGGCAGCUAGCAUUUGUUUGAAUGGAUCAGUCAACUUACACCGCCAACAGUUUGCCUGUGCAAGAGAUGUCGGAAUCAGAAAGGCACUAAUUGUUAUCAUCUGAUAUUGUUGCAGGAGGCAACUUAUCCUACUGCGACAACAAUACCAGGAGAAAAGGCCAGUUCUUUGAACAUUGAACCAUCGAGGAAGAUGUAAUUUUUCUUCUUCAUAUUUUGUAGUUUUUUUAAAAAGCUAAGUGAAUUAUCACUUUUUAUUGUUUUUAUCAGAUAUUUCCUUCUGCUUAAGAGCGUGGACUUUUGUUUUUACUCUUGUUCCUUCAAACCGUAAAUGAUCUUGCCAGUAUUUUCUUUGAUUGUA
This is a messenger RNA of Zingiber officinale, 6592 nucleotides long. Its product is annotated as calcineurin-binding protein 1-like. Gene Ontology annotation, cellular component: nucleus. The record is from RefSeq and is a predicted model, not a curated record. Gene Ontology annotation, biological process: chromatin organization. The coding region runs from base 218 to 6244 and encodes 2008 amino acids. The transcript has 20 exons. Gene Ontology annotation, molecular function: nucleosome binding; protein binding. Lineage: Eukaryota; Viridiplantae; Streptophyta; Magnoliopsida; Zingiberales; Zingiberaceae.